Molecule: messenger RNA, 4318 nt
Organism: Drosophila erecta
Lineage: Eukaryota; Metazoa; Arthropoda; Insecta; Diptera; Drosophilidae
Gene: kek1
Exons: 1
Coding region: 1155-3806 (883 amino acids)
Molecular function (GO): protein binding
Source: RefSeq, a predicted model, not a curated record
GCUCAGUUCAGUUCAAGUCGAUGUACGCUGCCGAGCGGUUGCGUCGUUCCCGCUGUAGCAGUCGCUGUCGCUGUCGCUGUGUGUGUAAGAGUGCCGCUGGAGUGUGUGUCCGUGUGUGAGAGUACCGCUAGCCAGGACACACCGUUAUUUUGUGCAGUGAAAAGAAUUGCGAGUGUGCAAUUGCAAUGUGCGCAAUCAAUGCCUAGAUCACAACUCAUCGCGCCGCCCUCGCUCCAAAAAUCCAAUUCAAACAUCAUCCCCUUUCGCGUGGACCGAGGUUCGCUCGUAGCGCAAACGAAAACGAAAACGAAACCGAAAACGACGAAAAAACGCGAUGCGAAUUAAAGCUUUGCGUGGCAAAAUGUGCUAACCGAAGCAACAAAACAAACCAACCAUUCAAAAAAAAAAAAAAGUACCAAAAUAUACAUACGUACAUAUUAUAUAUACACAUGUAUAGCAGCACGUGAAGAAGGAAAAAAUCCCGAAUAGCUGAAGAAAAUUGCGUAGAAAAAUAGUAAAACAAAAAUAGAAAAAACAGGCAGGGAAAUACGAAUUUCGUUGGCCGAAAAAUAAAAACGAUUAUCAUCCAAACGAGUGUGCCACUGUGCCAGUGUGUGUGUGUGCGAGUGAGAGCGCGCGCGUGUGUGUGCGGCGCUAGCCCUAUAAAUAACAUUGGGUCUGGCCGAGCGCUAAUUACGGCAAAACAUGAAAAUCUUGGCGAAAAGCGCAGCAACAACAAGUGAAGCCAAGGCGGCAAUUAAUCAAUUUUCCGCUUGACCCAUAAGGAAGGUUCCAUAUCAUAAUUAAAAGAGGGGAAGUCCGCAAAAACGAAGCAUACAAUCGCACGAAAGUAGGAGCAAAAGGUCAACCCAGCGAAACAUAUCCUUGAGUUACCAAAAAGCAAUGCAAAUUCUACAUAAAUUUAAGCGUGAGCAAAAGUUUCCAUAUCAACGCCGAAACUAAUUUAUAGAAAAGAACACAAUAUCACAAACAAAUUAAAAACUAACAAAAAGUCCGAUGGAUUCGUGUGAAAAUCGUUAACUCAUCAUAUCAUAACUGAAACAACUGGAACCCCAUGAUAUUGCUAAUCGCAAACAAACACUGGGCUUUGGCCUAGAACGCUCAACUAGAAGACUUAAAGAACAGCCAGGAAAAUGCAUAUCAGGGAAGUGGUUUUCCUGCUCCUCACCCUGCUGCCUGGAAUGAUCCUGGCCAAUCGCUACAACCAGCUGCAUCUGUAUGCCAAUGGAGGAGCAACGUCAUCGGGUCCUGGAAGCUACAGGCCCGCCCCCUCCUCACAGAACGAGGUGUACUCCGUAGCGGACAGCCAGCCGAUGACCGAGGACGGCUACAUGCCCCCCAGCCAGCACUUUCCGCCCACCCACUCCGACUUGGAUCCCCCCGCCCAACAGCAGAGCACCUGCCAAACGGUUUGCGCCUGCAAGUGGAAGGGUGGCAAGCAGACGGUGGAGUGCAUCGAUCGCCACCUCAUCCAGAUACCCGAGCACAUCGAUCCCAAUACCCAGGUGCUGGACAUGUCCGGAAACAAGCUGCAGACCCUCUCCAACGAGCAGUUCAUCCGUGCCAAUCUGCUCAAUCUGCAGAAGCUGUAUCUGCGGAACUGCAAGAUCGGCGAGAUCGAGCGGGAGACCUUCAAGGGACUGACCAAUCUGGUGGAGCUGGAUCUGUCGCACAACCUGCUGGUGACUGUGCCCAGCCUGGCCCUGGGCCACAUACCAUCACUGCGCGAACUCACCCUGGCCUCCAAUCACAUACACAAAAUCGAGAGCCAGGCCUUUGGGAACACACCAUCGCUGCACAAAUUGGAUCUGUCGCACUGCGAUAUUCAGACCAUUUCCGCCCAGGCAUUUGGUGGCCUCCAAGGACUGACGCUGCUCCGAUUGAAUGGCAAUAAGCUGAGUGAGCUUUUGCCCAAGACAAUUGAGACCCUGAGUCGACUUCAUGGCAUCGAGCUGCACGACAAUCCCUGGCUCUGCGAUUGCCGAUUGAGGGACACGAAGCUCUGGCUAAUGCAAAGGAAUAUUCCCUAUCCGGUGGCUCCGGUUUGCUCGGGUGGACCCGAAAGGAUUAUCGACCGCAGCUUUGCGGAUCUGCAUGUGGAUGAGUUUGCCUGCCGACCGGAGAUGCUGCCCAUAUCGCAUUAUGUGGAGGCGGCCAUGGGCGAGAAUGCCUCGAUCACUUGUCGGGCAAGAGCGGUUCCAGCUGCGAAUAUCAACUGGUACUGGAACGGACGACUGCUGGCCAACAAUUCCGCCUUCACCGCCUACCAGAGGAUACACAUGCUGGAGCAGGUGGAAGGUGGAUUCGAGAAGCGGUCCAAGCUGGUGCUGACCAAUGCUCAGGAGACGGAUUCCAGUGAGUUCUACUGCGUGGCCGAGAAUCGAGCUGGAAUGGCCGAGGCCAACUUCACCCUGCACGUGAGCAUGAGAGCUGCGGGCAUGGCCUCCCUGGGAAGUGGCCAAAUUGUGGGUCUGAGUGCCGCCCUGGUGGCUCUGAUUGUAUUCGCCCUUGGGGUUAUCAUGUGCCUGCUCCUUAGAGUCAAGCGGCAGCCGUAUGUCGACAGCAAGACGCCCAAUCACAUGGAGGUGAUAACAUCGGUUAACCACCAGAACUCCAUAACAAACAAGACCCAGCCCGCAACGGGCAAUGGCAGCAUUGGAGGGGUGGUCAUCGCCAAUGGAGCUGUGGCCAACAUAAUCGAUGGCGGAGUGGUGCAGGGAGGUACUCUGGAGCGGAAGAGCAGCGGACGGGUGGGUGUGGCCCAUGGAGGACACGAUCAGCGCAGUGCGAAUCCCGUCCAGAAACCGCCGAGGCUAACAGAUCUUCCGUACUCCACGCAGGGCUACGACAACAACGGAAGUGUCCUGUCCACUGCCUCCUGCUUUAUCUCGCCCAGUGGAUCCACCGGAAACGGUGGCAACAAUCCUGACCUCAUCAACGACACCAAACGUUUCGGGAGCGACGAGUUUGCGGAUCUGAAGAUACCACCCAUCAGUGGUGUUGGAGUGGGUGGCAGUGGGGAGUAUAGUCGCGCCAACGGCUGCGACUCCCUGUAUCCUUCGGGUCUGUGGGAACAUGGUGCUCCAGUGGGGGCCACAUCCGCGGAUGACCUCUUCAUGAAGCGCUACACCGACAAGACGCCCAUCAUAGACUCCACUCAGCUGUACGACCUCCACGAGCGAACGGCGGCCACGGACUAUUUCAGCAAGACCUUUCCGAGAUCUCAUCUGCAGCAGGGGAUGAUGACGGGCGGCGGAACGGGUGGCGGAACCUCCACGGCGUCGACAGUGACCACCAAUUUGUCGGGUGGCUCCUCAUCGGGCUACCCCAACGAUUAUGGUCUGCCUCUGGUGCCGGGCGCCGAGCACCAGCACAACCACCAGCUGCAGAUGCAUCCACUGCAGCAGCUCCAGCAGCAGCUAACCUCCACGCUGAACCACCAGAAGCAGGAGGGCAGCUCCACCGGGAGCAGUCCGCACUUCAGUAGCCGCACACUGCCACGCCUGCACGAUGGGAGCGGCGGGGGGGGCGGCAGCUCCCGGUCGUCGCCGACGCCAGCGGUUAGCGGUGGCCAUGCCAACCAGGCGGCAAAUCCCAGCACCUCCAGUUCCUCCUGCUCCAUCCUGCCCAACGGACAGCCCAUCAACGCCAAGACGAUACGGGUGUGGCAGAAGGGCGGGGUGCCCGUCCUGCCACCCGUGACGGCGCUGAAAAGGGCCCUGAUCAGCAGCAGCCGGAAUUCGCCGGACGAGGGAUACCAGGAAGGAUGCGGCACGGAUGUGUAAGCGCAGCGCUUCUCGGGGGAGGGAACGGCGAGGAAACCAAACCAAGAACUGACUAAACUUAACACAACUAAACAAAACAAAACAAAUAAGACAUAGCGACGGAUGGGAGGUAGCUCUUUUUAGGUAUACCACUGAUAGAUAGCUCCGGGGUCCUAGGCGAGCAGCGAUUAUUGUGCAAGCGAACUGUUUGUGAUAGUGUCUGACAAAAAGAUAAUGCGAAUGAAGAUAAUAAUUGCCCAAAGCAAAGAGAAAGCUAAAACGAAAUCAACUGCACUACACUAAAGUAUACUCUCCUUGGCAAGUAACUCAACUAACUAAACUAAACUAAACUAAACUAAACUAAACUAAACUAAUUGUAAACGUAAACUAAUUUAAAAUAGGAUAUGUACAGCAUUCUUUCUUUGAAUAACAUGACAAGCUCUCAACUCCCCGCAUAACGUAAAAAAUAACCCAAUAAUAUAUGGAAAACCAACCAUGUGAAUGUAACUAAAUCUAUAAAUAUGAAUAUAUAC